UGUUCCUGCCUGUGCCUUCGAGGAUUUCUCCUUGCAGAAUGUCCUGCCAGCCUGGAUUCCUGUGCCCCUCAGGACAGUGUCCCCAGGGAGCCUCUCAACCAGCGUGGCUGGACUGACUCACCCUGGGCAGCCCCUCCAGCCUGGAUGGACCUUUGUCCACAUGGUGAUUGUCCAGGCCCCAGAGCCCCAGAGCCUUCAGCGUGUUGUGUAGAGGGAGCCGAGAGGGUGAGAUGGGCCAGGAGAGGAUUCCCCUGCUGCCCUGAGCAGGGACCUGUUUGCAUUCUAUCUGUCUCUUGAGUCCCGUCCUUCUGCCUGCUGUCAACAACCUUGGGGAUCAUUCGGCUGUGUCUGUCUGGGACAUUUGUCCAAUGGGUUCUUCAGAGUGGCUGCACCAGUCCCUCUCAUACUCCCUUACACUCAUUAUCUUUCCACUUUCCCCUUCAACUCUGCCACUGGGCUGAGCAGAGGAUCUAUCUAUUCAUACCUCACACAUGUGUUAUUCCUGCCAGCCCCAGUGGCACUGCCUGGCUCCAGCAUCCCUGUAGUGUUUUCCCAUUCCAACGAGGCUUUCCUGGGUAUCUCUUUGGAUAUCAAAGUAAGAGGCCUUGCAGUAGUGCUUCUAAAACCUCCCAAGGCCCUGUAGCUUUCCAGGCUCAAGACUUUUGUGUUCCAAACGUCUCCUGCAAGCACAAGAGCUCUGGAGGGUUGGUGGGAAGGGGAAUGACCGGUGUCCUCCUGCAGGGGCCAUGGCACUGGUGUCCCCGUGGUUCUGGCUUGGAGCAGGACAAGCAGCACUGUCCCCUCUGCACCCCUGAGGUUUCCACCUGCUCCUCCUUCCCUUUGCCCUCCCUCACACCUGCCUGGCUCCCAGGCUGAUGGUUGCAUGGUUUUCAUUCCUGAUGCCCCUGUGCUUCAUUGGGAGCUGGACUGAGUGGUGGCAGACAGGGAGAUAUUGGUAGUCCUGAGAACCCCUGGGACAUGAGCAAAGUGUUCUGAGGUUCUUCGAAAAUCUGUGAGGAGAGGAAGAAGUACGAGGCAGCGGCUGUAGAGCAGGUGAUGUUAGGUACCAUGUGCUUCCCACUUAUUCUCACCUCUCCAAAUCCUUCCCUUCCACUGUGCUUUCCAGGCUCUGCCCAUUUACAGACACUUAAUUCAAGCCCAGUGUCUUCCCAGCAUGCUGAAUGGUGUAGGAAAAUCAGUUUCUCCACAUCCAGUACUCUGCCAGGUUCAAAGCUGAGCCGAGGAUUAAUUUUCCUGGGAAUCGAGAGCCUGGAAGAUACUUUUAGUACAGGCAAUGCCUGCACUUUAGCUUUUGUUCUGAUGUAGGAACUGCUGAUGCUUUCCUUGGAGGCUGCUGAUUUGUUGGCUAUAUCCCAGGAUAUUUCCUUGGAUCCCAGUUCUUUUGCUGUUGUUUCCUUGUCAUUUACUUGCUUUUAUUUCAUUGGAUAAUGCUUCCUUGGAGGCAAUAUUCUUGGCUUUUUCCUCACUACUGUUUCCUUUACUAUUUCCUUAAAUUUCCUUCAUGGUUAUUUCCUUGCCCUUAUUUCGUUGGAUGUUGUUUCUCUGCUGUUCUUCCAGACGAAAGAAGCCUAAGGAAAUGCUGUUCCCCAGAGACAAGAUGCUCUGGCCUGGACCCUGCCCUGUAUCCAGCACCCCAAAUCUGAACCACUGAGUGUAUGACCCCUCUUUGCUGGGGAGGAUGCUGCUGGUGGGUGCCAUGCUUAGGACAGCCCAAAGUCCUCUGGGGACUGGGACUGGAGGGAUCCAGGAAGCUUUGGGUGUCCCAAGCAGUCACCACAGCCCAGGCUCCAGAGCCGCAGCUUUCCCGGGGCCAUGACAUCCCGGGGACACCCUGCGCAUGUGGCAGGGUCCAUGCGUGUCCAAAUGUCUGUCCGUGUGUGUGCAGCUGUGUGUCUAUGUGUUUGUCCAGCUGUGUCCAGCUGUGUGUCCAGCUGUGUCCGUGCGUGUCCAGGGUCCCUCGCGCGGGGCGUGGCCGGGCGCUGUCGGCCCCGCCCAUCCGUUGAUGACGUCAGAAGGGCGGUGCGUGCGUGCUCAAGGCACUUCCGGGUUUCCCGGCCGGAGCCGCGGAGCCGUGACGGCCGUCCCACUGCCGAGGGAUGCGGGCCACCCACCCAGCCGGAUGGCACCGGGAACAUCCACAGGGAAACUCCAGCACUGGGAAUCCAAAGCAAUACAAAAACUGGGAAUAGAAACCUGGGAACAUCUUGCCUCAACACGCUGGGGCUUUCACAACCUGCUUGGCCUGUGCAUGGUGGCUCCAGCGGCUGCAGCGCCACAGAAAAUCAACCCCAGCUCUCCCUGCGGCUCUGGCAAAUUGUAGCCUGGUGCAGAAGCAGAGUGUCACUUCUUGGGAGACCGAAGAGCCAGGCUCUGGGACAGGGGCUCUGCUCUGCUGGCAUGAGCCUUGAUUCCAGCUGUUUCUAAAGAAUCUGGCUGGUUUGUAGCAGUUUGGGAAAUCAGCAGCUCUGCCCUCGCACCAUGACUCUUCUCCUGGGUGACAUGUGAAGGCAGCGCAGGGAGCAGCAGCAGCAGAGAUGCAUUCCAGCCACCUUGAGGACCCCAAGGAAGCCAUCCAGCUGAUCAAGAAGCAACUGGUGAAUGCCAUCAAGGCUUUGCAGAAGCAGUACGUGAGCUCGGACACCGUGGUCACCAGCGAUGAUGGCAACGCCAACACACUCUGCAGCGCCCUGGAAGCUGUGUUUGUGCACGGGCUGAAGGCAAAGCACAUCAAGGCAGAGACUGGGGGGAAAGGGAAGAAAUCAGGGGGUCGGGGCCCCCUUCCCCAGCCAGUCUUUUGGGGCCUGCUGAAGAGCAUCACCCAUCGAAAUAUUGUCUCGGAGCUGGAGCAGCUGGUGUUUAUUAACACGGAUGUGGGGCGCUGCCGGGCCUGGCUGCGGCUGGCACUGAACGACAGCCUCAUGGAGUGUUACCUGAAGCUGCUGCUGCGGGACUGCAGCCGGCUGCACGAGUACUACCAGACCCCAGCUCUGCUCCUGGACACUGAGGAGUGCGAGUUUCUCCUCUGCUACUUGCAGGGUUUAUCGUCCUUAACCUUCGAGCUCUCCUACAAGUCAGCAGUUCUGAACGAGUGGACCAUCACCCCGCUGUCCCUGUCGGGCCUGUGUCCUGUGUCCGAGCUGCUGGAGCCCCUCACGUCCUCAGCCUCUGAACCCCGCAGGAAAGCAUCACUGGGCUCCAUCUCCCAGUCCUCGGGGUCUGAUGAGAUCGAGAUCCAAGCCCCUGUCCUGCCCAUCAGCAAAGCCAGCAGCAAGACCAAGCUCACGUCAUCCUCGCUGAGCCUGAACACCACGAGCUCGUCCCAGCUCUCCUCCAGCCUGGGCUCCGACAGCCUCCCCCCGGCGCCCUGCGCCCGCAGCCCCGAGCGCGGCGAGGAGCUGCUGUCCUGCGACUCCGACCUGGGCACGGCCACGGCCGAGGACCUGGACAGGUCCCUGCAGGAGGUGUUGUCCGAGUUCAGCAAGGCCAGGCCAAGCCCGGACGCCCCGGAGGGACAGCUGCUCCCCAGUGUGCUGGGCUGCUCCCCCCGGGCUCCCCCGGCACCGACCCACGGAACGCAGCAGGAGCCUCCCCCCAGCACCAACAUCUCUGCUUGGACAGGAGAGCCCACGCCCCCUGCCCGUGGGGAUGGAGAUGCUGGCAGCACACCCGGAAUUCUGGCCCCUCAGGGUGGUCCAGGCAGAGCAGAGAGUGAUGGCAGCGAGGGGAGCCCGGCUGUCCACAGCCCCACAGCCCAGCACCUGCUCUCCCCCCUGCCGGGGUGUCCGAAGAGCUGGAUCUCAGAAGAUGAUUUCUACAGACCUUCCCCGGGAGAGAGCAGUAGGAGCACAGCUGACACCAACGGCUUCGGGCCAGAGGGGGACAGCAAGGAGCCAGCCCUGGGGCUCAUCAGUGCCCUGGACUUGGAGAGGCUCUCAGUGCCAUCCUCAGACACUGGGAAGCCCAAAAUGUCCCCGGAGCGGGAGCAGAAGGGCUUCAGCGUGGUGCACCGCAGGCAGAUGGGUCUUUCCAACCCUUUCCGUGGGCUGCUGAAGCUGGGCAGCCUGGAACGGCGAGGAGCCAUGGGGAUUUGGAAGGAGUUUUCCUGCGAGCUGUCCCCGCUGGAGCUGCGCCUCUUCCUGGACCACGAGGAGCGGAUCUGCGUGGAGACCUACUCCCUGCUGCGCUGCGAGUCCCUGGCGCUGACCCACUCCGACGGCCGCUUCGAGCUGGUUUUCCUGGGCAAAAAGCUCUUCCUUCGAGCCCCUUCCCGGGACGAGGCCGAGGACUGGCUGGACAGGAUCCGCGAGGCGCUGCGCAAGUGCCGGCCGCAGCUGGAGGAGGAGGACUGGGAGACUCUGGAGUACUCUGAGAAUGGAGGCGAAGCCCAGCCCACCCAGGGCGAUUCCAGUGCUCUCCAGUACAGUGACGUGCCUGGGAACAGCUUGGACUGGACUCCAGCUCCAGAAGCAGAGCUGGAUGCAAUCAAAGAGACUGUUCUGUACAUGGACGUGGACAAAACCUGGGUCCCGUUUAUUUUUUCCCUGUCUCUAGAAACUCUGAAGUGCUUUAAAAUCAGAAACAAUGACAAAAUUUUAAGCAACAGUUAUGGCAUAGAGACCAUCCAGGACAUCCUUCCAGACACGAGCCUGGGAGGACCCUCCUUCUUCAAGGUGAUCACCUCCAAGGCUGUGCUGAAGCUGCAGGCUGAGAACGCAGAGGAGGCGGCCUCGUGGCGGGAGCUGGUCCGAGAGGUGCUCAUGUCCUACCUGGAGAGCGCCGAGGAGGCUCUGACCCUGGGGGGCAGCUUGGAUGGGCACUCCCAGGUCGUCCUGAAGAACAUCGUGAAGGAAAACGGCUUCUUGUUGCAGUACCUGGUGGCCAUCCCCAUGGAGAAGGGCCUGGACUCACAGAGCUUCAUCUGUGCAGGCUGCUCCCGGCAGAUCGGCUUCUCCUUCGCCAGGCCCAAGCUCUGCGCCUUCUCCGGCCUCUACUACUGCGACAGCUGCCACCAGGACGAGGAGAGCGUGAUCCCCUCCCGCCUCAUCCACAACUGGGAUCUGACCAAACGAGGGGUGUGCAAGCAGGCCAUGAAGUUCCUGACACAGAUCCGAAACCAGCCGCUGAUCGAUCUGAAGCUGGUCAACGAGAGCCUCUACGAGCACGUGGAGAUGAUGGGGCGGAUCCUGCGCAGCCGGGAGCAGCUGAAGCUGCUGGGGGAUUAUCUCAUCAUGUGCCGCAGCGGCGCCCUGAAGGAGCUCAGCAAGCGGCUUGAUCACAGGCAUUACCUCCUGGAGUGUCCCCACAAAUACAGCGUGGCUGAUCUGAGGCAGAUCGCCGACGGCGUCUUCGAGACCUUCCUGCAGUCGCUGCUGCAGUUCGCAUCCCACCACGUCUACAGCUGCGACCUGUGCACCCAGCGGGGCUUCAUCUGCCAGAUCUGCAACAGCAGCGACAUCAUCUUCCCCUUCCAGUUUGACACUACCACCAGGUGCAGUGAAUGCAAAACUGUCUUCCACCGGGACUGCCAUGCCCGAGCUCCAUCGUGCCCGCGCUGCGAGCGGCGGCAGCGGUACCAGCGGCAGCUGGAGACCAGCACAGAGCCCAGCCUGUAGCCUGGCACCGACCUCGACACUGCCCUCGGGAUGGGGAUGGCGGGAGGGACAGAGCAGAGCCCCUCCCUGCCUGAGAGCCCAUCCUGCACCUGGCCCUGCCCUGGGGAUAGGGACAAUGUGGGGUGGGUGCUCCUGCCCCACGGAGGGACCUUCUGCCCACCCAGGGCUAAAGAAGGGGACUGGAAAAAUCCAUCCCCCUAUCCCCCUUCACACUAACCAGGUGCUGUUCCCUGUCACCCUCCUGGUGCCAAUGUCCCCUCCCCAGUGGACCCCAGUGGCUCUUCAGGGUGUCAUCCCAGAAUUCCAGUCAAGGGUGUGGAGAACUGACAUUGAUCAAAGCUCUAGUUUUUUAGGAUACUGAAAACUGGUAUUUUUUUACAUGGGGGUUUUGCACAACUGGGCUGCUCUGGGUGGUUGGACCCACACAGGGAGGGGACGAAGUGACACUUGUGCCUUUAGGGACCUGCACGCUCCAGGGGGACUGUGGGUGCCCAAGCAUCUCCCGCUCAGAGAGCCCAGCCCGGGCCGUGGCCUCCGGGAAGAGCUGGGGAGAGCCGGCCCGCUCCUCCCUGCUUGCUGCUGCUCAUCCUCGGGAGAAAUUUUAUUUUCCUUUAACCCAUCCUCACGCAAGAAUUAUUAAAGUCUAUUUAACAA
Oenanthe melanoleuca is the source of this 6287-nucleotide messenger RNA. RefSeq names its product pleckstrin homology and RUN domain containing M1 (gene PLEKHM1). The transcript has 14 exons. Lineage: Eukaryota; Metazoa; Chordata; Aves; Passeriformes; Muscicapidae. The record is from RefSeq and is a predicted model, not a curated record. Bases 2556 to 5633 code for a protein of 1025 amino acids.